AUGGAGGCCAUCGUGCGCCCUGUUACGUGGGAAGAGUGGCCGGAGGCAGCGCGGCAGGUGUUCCAAGGAUUCUGCUCGGACGCAGGCGAGACGAUGGUACUGGAGCGUAACAUCUUCGUCGAGCGGGUUCUGCCGGGCAGCACCAUCAGGGGUGUCAGUGACGAGGCGAUGGAGGUCUACCGGCGGCGCUACGCCGAGCCUGGGGAAGUACGAGUCGGUCCAACGAUAUCGGGGAACGCGAGAGGAUUACCAUCGACGGUGGAAAGAACGGCCGACGUGGUGGCAAUUGUGGCCGACUAUGCAGAAUGGCUGUCGCAGACCCAAACGCCCAAGCUAUUCGUCAACGCGGAGCCGGGAGCCAUCCUCACCGGGCCUCAACGCGAGUUCUGCCGCAGCUUCCCCAACCAGCGUGAGGUGACCGUCCCUGGCGUCCACUUCAUCCAGGAGGACUCGCCGAACACAAAUCGCGAGGGAGAUAUUCGCGGAGUGGUACGCGGGGUUGUGAUUUGCUGA
Messenger RNA from Geodia barretti, 513 nucleotides. The record is from the annotation of a GenBank genome assembly. NCBI's taxonomy places the organism in Eukaryota, Metazoa, Porifera, Demospongiae, Tetractinellida, Geodiidae.